AAGUCCUUAUAUUCUCCGGCUUCUUUCUCCUCUGGGUACCAGCUCCUUAACUGCCCCUGCAGGCGGUCGCACAGGUGACUAAGAAGAGGAAGAGGUACUAGGAUCUGUCUGUGCUGACAGGAAAGAAAAAGACAAGGAAACUGUCCAGAAUCACCACAGGAAACAACAUCAUGCAAAAACCCUGCAAAGAAAAUGAAAGCAAGCCCAAGUGCAGCGUGCCAAAACGAGAGGAAGAAGGUGCCUAUGGAGAAUUCGAACGCCAACAAACUGAAGGAAAUUUUAGGCAGAGGCUGCUUCAGUCUCUCGAGGAAUUUAAGGAGGAUAUAGAUUAUAGGCAUUUAAAGGAUGAAGAAAUGACUAGAGAGGGAGAUGAAAUGGAGAGAUGUUUAGAAGAGAUAAGGGGUCUGAGAAAGAAAUUCAGGGCUCUGCAUUAUAACCACAGGCAAUCUCGGGACCGUCCUUAUCCCAUUUAAUGCAUUUCUCCUUUGAAUUCAGCUAUUUCUGUUAUUAAUAUUGCCAACACUGAUUAAUUUUGUCUCCAUUUCUGUGCCAAAAAUAUGUCAUCAUAUUCCAUCAAGCCUUCCAUGCUCUUUUGAUUUAAAUUUGACUCUUGUUAACAUUGGUCAUUUGAUUCAACCUCACUUGUUUUGUAAUCAUAGAUCUAUGUGGGAAGAUGCUCAUUGUACAUUUUAAAUAAUCACAAGUUAAAAAUCACAUAUAUGUAUAUAUACAAACCUUAUAUGCACAUUACAAAGGGAAUAUCUAGGUUACUGUACACAGUUAACAGUGAAUCUGUGUGAUCUAUAUUUUGUUUCUUUUCUUUUUUCCUCUGCCUCUUCUCAUUUCCCAAAAGUAAAUAUAUAUGUAUGUGGGGGUCAUUACUUUUGUCACCAAAAAAUAAUCAAGUAAACAGACAUAAAUGUAUCUAUCACAUUAGAAUGCCAGUGAAAUGCUUAAUAUAAAAAUCUUAAUAACAGAAAUGUAAACUUCACAUUACCUCUGGACCUCUUAGCCAGAGGAAUAAAGCUGGAAAUUAUUACAGACAA
Messenger RNA from Erinaceus europaeus (western European hedgehog), 1046 nucleotides. It is a transcript of the gene TCEAL7, whose product is annotated as transcription elongation factor A like 7. NCBI's taxonomy places the organism in Eukaryota, Metazoa, Chordata, Mammalia, Eulipotyphla, Erinaceidae. The record is from RefSeq and is a predicted model, not a curated record. The transcript is spliced from 3 exons. Bases 171 to 473 code for a protein of 100 amino acids.